This is a messenger RNA of Rattus norvegicus (Norway rat), 3962 nucleotides long. It is a transcript of the gene Fut4, whose product is annotated as fucosyltransferase 4. The record is from RefSeq and is marked validated. Bases 356 to 1657 code for a protein of 433 amino acids. The transcript has a single exon. Gene Ontology annotation, biological process: glycoprotein biosynthetic process. NCBI's taxonomy places the organism in Eukaryota, Metazoa, Chordata, Mammalia, Rodentia, Muridae. Gene Ontology annotation, molecular function: 4-galactosyl-N-acetylglucosaminide 3-alpha-L-fucosyltransferase activity; fucosyltransferase activity; alpha-(1->3)-fucosyltransferase activity. Gene Ontology annotation, cellular component: Golgi cisterna membrane; membrane.
CGCACCCCUACCCCGCCACCCCUUCGAGGUGCAGGUCUCCAGUGCAAGACUCUCUCUGCAAGGCGAGGACUCAGGUCACCUAGUCGCGGGACCAGCGAACGCAUCAAGAGGCCACGACCCCCGGUGAGGCGCCAUCCGGGCGCAGUUUCGGAGCCCAGGAUCCUUGGCUGGGCAGGGGAACCAGCGCAGGCGCAGCAGGAAACGCCCCAGGCCGGGCCCGCAGGGCUUGGAGAGCAGUGUCUGGGAAGGCCAGCGUGGCGCCGCGCCAGGGCCACCGGCCCGGUUCACCUCGUCCUGGACUUGGGAGGGGCGAGGCACCGCCCGUGGGCCCGCCGAUGCCCCGCCCGCCCCCUCUAUGGCCCCGGCCGGGCGAAAGCUACAGCAUGAGAGCCGGUGCCGCCCCUCACGGCCCGUGGACGCGUGGCGAGCCGCGGCGACCACUCGUGGGCGCUGCAUGGGGACCCCAGGGGCCCGGCGACGCGCACGGCGCGGAGGCUGGGGAUUACCCCGGACCUCCUCUGGGCUGGCAGCAGCGGGACUACUAUGCACCGCGUUGACUGCCUGCCUCUGUUGGGGACAGCUGCCGCCGCUGCCCUGGGCGUCCCCAGCCCCGCAACGCCCGGUGAGUGUGCUGCUCUGGUGGGAACCCUUUGGGGGGCGCGGCGGCCACUCCAAGCCUCCCCCCGAUUGCAGCCUGCGCUUCAACAUCAGCGGCUGCCGCUUGCUCACCGACCGCGCGGCCUACGGGGAGGCUCAAGCAGUGCUGUUCCACCACCGCGACCUGGUGAAGGGACCCCCCGACUGGCCCCCGCCCUGGGGCGCCCAAGAACGCACCGAUGAGGCUCCGGAGCUACGCGUGUUCGACGACCAGGAGGGAGCGGUGAUGCUAGCUAGAGAAGCCCUGGAGACCACAGGCUCUCGUCCCCCGGGUCAGCGGUGGGUGUGGAUGAACUUCGAAUCACCCUCCCACACUCCAGGGCUGCGGGGCUUGGCUAAGGACCUCUUCAAUUGGACACUAUCCUACCGGACCGAUUCGGAUAUCUUCGUGCCCUAUGGCUUCCUCUAUCCCAGGAGCCAUCCAGCCGAACAGCCUUCAGGUCUGGGCCCCCCGCUGGCCCGCAAGCGGGGACUGGUGGCCUGGGUUGUGAGCCACUGGAACGAGCGCCAGGCACGGGUCCGUUACUACCAUCAGCUGAGGCGGCACGUGUCUGUGGACGUGUUUGGCCGGGCGGGACCCGGACAACCAGUGCCAGCCGUCGGGUUGCUGCACACGGUGGCCCGCUACAAGUUUUACCUGGCGUUUGAGAACUCACAGCACGUGGAUUACAUCACUGAGAAGCUGUGGCGGAAUGCCUUCCUGGCUGGGGCCGUGCCAGUGGUACUUGGUCCCGAUCGUGCCAACUAUGAGCGCUUCGUGCCUCGUGGUUCCUUCAUCCAUGUGGAUGAUUUCCCUAGUGCUGCCUCCCUGGCUGCCUACCUGCUCUUUCUGGACCGAAACGUGGCUGUCUAUCGCCGCUACUUCCACUGGCGUCGGAGCUAUGCGGUGCACAUCACUUCUUUCUGGGAUGAGCCAUGGUGCCAGACAUGCAGGGCCGUCCAGACCUCUGGGGACCAGCCCAAGAGUAUCCACAACUUGGCAGACUGGUUCCAGCGAUGAGGCUAUUCUGCUGUGAAUUGAUGACAUCUCCUUGACUGUUUUUCUAAAUACCCAAUUUUGCUUUAUGGGAAGAAGAUGAGUUACCAGUUAAUAUUAUUUAGCACAAGGAUGGGGAAAUUGCCAGGCCCUCAUGGCUUUUUUACAGAGAGGUGGGCUGGCUCUCUGUUAAAGGGCUAUGGUGUCCUGGGUGAAGAAGGAGGCCCUUCCUUCCCUGUUACCUUUCUUUGGCCAUAGGCCUUACCACGACCUAUGUGGCCUCUGAAUUUUAGAUGGAUUUGUUCUCUGCUCCAUGAUUGGUUGGACCAAUGAGGAGCAGACCACAGGUUUUUGAAAGGCAGUGGGUGUGAGAUAGUGGAAGGCUUGUCCCCUCGGGUGGUGUUUUCUUUGGUGGUUGGAGUCCUCAAUCCCUCUGAACCUGGAAAAGAUAAGAAGCCAUUGAGUUCCUUCACCAGCCGCUGUGUUCCCAGCCCUGCGAAUAGAAACGAGAGGCGAGAUUAUCCUCAAAGGGAAAUUCAGAUGAAUUCGUGGGGACACCUCACCUCACACUAGAACCCUACUCCCGAGAAGCUGCAUUUAAGUGACACCCUAAAUUCAGGGACCUAAGGGAGUGAGAGUAUCUCAUAGAAAUCAAUGAAAAAUCCCUUUGCAAUGUGAAUUAUUUCUCGCCUUUAUAGUCCCAUAACUGGAUCAGGAAAACGUUAAAAAUACAGAUAUGAAAGAACCACAAGCAAUCGUCUCUCUUUUCCCAGCCAGUGUUUACAAAUGGAAGGGACAUAAAUGGUGACCUCUUGUGCACAAAUUUGUUUGUUCUGUGUCUCUGAUGGACCUGAAAUUUAAACAGGAACGUUUCGUUAGUCCUUCAGCAGGGUUGGCAGUGCUGUGCAGAGAGAACACUAAAAGAUUCCGGUGAACUAUGGGUAUGUGCAGAAGCAACACGCUUGUGGUGUCUGUGUACCGUUGUUUGGUUUCUGUCCAGCUUUUGUUCAAUGGAACUGACCUGUGCUUACAGUUAGUUUCUGUCCUUUGUCCUCCCGUUGCUCUCUGCUCCUAGGUACACUCAUUCACUCCAGUGCCUUGGACCCUGCGCUGUGGGACUAAUCUUGAAAACAGUCAUUGAUUUUCCACAUUCAACAGAUGUCAGGGCAUGCCUGCUUGUGCCAAAUACUGGCCUUGAGCUCCCAGGGGAAGGAAGGUACAGAAAGGUGUGAGGAAUUGCCUCCUCUUUGGGGCUCCUACACUCUACUACUGCCGCAGGGGAAUAGGGAUUUUUGGUUACACAAAGUAUUGUUCAUGAAUCAGUUGGUUGACUAGAGGCCUCGAGUUAUUAAACUAGGACCCUCAGAUCAACGUGCUGUAUACCAAGUUCUACCCAUUUUGGGUCAGGACAGUUAUUUGAAUCUUAUAUCAGAUUUAUAUCUAAGAUUCUUCAUUACACAGAAGCUUGCAAAACUACUUAGGCCCAGGUGCUUCUAGUCCCCAUCUUCCAUAAAAAGGAGUAAUUAAAAGCUGUGAAUAACAUUGCCUCAUUAAAGUGUUAAGGUGUGGGCAGAGCCACAGUUGAAGAAUUAAAAGAAAACAAAAGUUCGGGGGGCGGGGGAGCGUUUGUUUGCUUACUUUGGUUUUCAGACAGGGUUUCUCUGUAAUAGUCCUGGAACUCUCUUUGUAGACCAGGCUGGCCUUGAACUCCAGAGGAUCCACCUGCCUCUGGCUUCCUAGGGCUGGGAUUAAAGGUGUGUGCCACGAUGCCCAGCUUGAAAAUUCUGUUUUUAAGACAAAUAUCAAUGGAAUGUUGGCCAGGGGUCUCAGUGUUGUCGGAAUCUACAGUGGACAUUGGGAUUUGGUAAUCUGGCUUAGCUUUGCCUUCCGGCCUGGAGCACUGGGAUGAGGAAUGAGCCUGAGCACAAAAUUCCUCUUCUGUGAAGUGUGGGGGGAGGGCGCCUGAGGCUCUACUGUGUGACGUAAGAGAUGCCGCCUUGUGCUUGGCGGGCAGUUGGCGGGAUAUGUGUAGCCAUGAGCACAUUGGCUACUUUUCUUUGCAGGGAUUUUCUGUACUCUCAUAUGCAUUUUACAUCCGAAAUUAAAUGUCAAGAUCUAUUACAGAAAAAAAUCUAAAAAGAAAGGAAAGUCAGUCAUGUAUUGUGUAUUUCAAAUAAAUCCUUAAAACUGAGCCAUAUCUCAGGAUCAGACAAUUUCUAUGAAGCUUGUAUUUUCAGACCAGAAGUAUGUAUGUUUUGAUAAAGCUACGUAAUUAAAAUUGUUUGGAUUGUUUCACCUAUGUCUUCUGCAUUAAAUCCAUGUAAAACUA